GUUGACGCAGCCGCCGUGCCGGCCGCCUCCGCCCCUGUCAGCCGGACUGGCGGACGUCGGCUACGGCUCAGCGGCCGGACUCCGCGCUCCUCCGCCUCCGCGCCACCGCCGGGCUCGCAAGGUUUGUGAAGAUGAAACACUGUACGUGUCAUCUGAAGAUAAUAAGAAAAGCAGCAUUGCAGACACAGGGAUGACUGUGGACCUUUUGAUGCUGCUCUGGAGAAAGUUUUGAAAUGGAUCAAAGAAAGAUGGAUCAAAGGAAUGAGAGUAUUGUUCCUAGUAUCACUCAGUUGGAAGACUUUCUUACAGAGCACAAUUCCAAUGUGGUCUGGCUUCUGGUUGCUACCAUUCUGUCCUGUGGAUGGAUUAUUUAUCUCACAUACUAUAAUUCUCGGAAUGUCGGUCUCAUUUUAACACUGGUUCUUAACAGACUAUACAAGCAUGGCUAUAUCCACAUUGGCUCCUUUUCUUUUUCCGUUCUUUCUGGAAAAGUCAUGGUUCGUGAAAUCUAUUACAUAACGGAGGACAUGUCUAUUAGAAUUCAAGAUGGAUUUAUAAUUUUUCGGUGGUGGAAAAUGUAUAAUCCAAAGCAGAAACAACAUGAUCCCAAAGCAGAAACAAGAUUAUAUGUCACAGUCAAUGACUUUGAAUUUCACGUCUAUAAUCGCUCUGAUGUCUAUGGACGUCUCCAGGAACUGUUUGGUUUGGAACCAACAAUAAUUCCACCCAAGAAAGAGGAUGGGAACGCACGGGAAAAUGGGAGAGCGAGAACCCAGUCCAAAAUCGAAAGAGUUAAAGUGAAAGCAGAAUCUCCAGACCCCACAUCUUCAUGGAGAUCACUUAUUCCAGUCAUCAAGGUCAAUGUGAGCACAGGGCGUCUGGCCUUUGGCAACCAUUACCAGCCUCAAACUCUGUGCAUCAAUUUUGAUGAUGCUUUCUUAACUUACACUACGAAACCACCUUCCAGUCAUCUUGACCAGUUCAUGCACAUUGUGAAAGGAAAGCUGGAAAAUGUUCGAGUCAUGCUGGUUCCUAGCCCGAGAUAUGUUGGACUUCAAAAUGAUGAGCCACCCAGGUUGAUGGGGGAGGGCUUUGUGGUGAUGCAGUCGAAUGAUGUGGACGUCUACUACUACAUGGACGAGCCAGGACUUGUUCCAGAAGAGAGAGAAGAAACUGCUGAAGGAGAAAUGAGCGGUGAGGCUUGCAAGCUACAAGACCUGCCUCCAUGCUGGGGCCUGGACAUAGUAUGUGGCAAAGGGACAGACUUCAACUAUGGGCCAUGGGCUGACAGACAAAGAGAUUGUUUGUGGAAGUUCUUCUUCCCACCUGAUUAUCAAGUUUUGAAAGUUUCUGAAAUCGCACAGCCUGGAAGACCACGGCAGAUCCUUGCCUUUGAACUGAGAAUGAAUAUUAUUGCAGACGCUACAAUCGACUUGCUCUUCACCAAAAAUAGGGAAACGAAUGCUGUACAUGUAAAUGUAGGAGCUGGCUCAUAUUUGGAAAUCAAUAUUCCAAUGACAGUUGAGAAAAAUGGUUACUCACCUGCAAUUAAAGGACAACUUCUACAUGUUGAUGCUACCACAAGCAUGCAGUAUCGGACCCUUUUAGAAGCAGAAAUGUUAGCAUUCCACAUCAAUGCCAGCUACCCUCGAAUCUGGAACAUGCCUCAGACAUGGCAGUGUGAGCUGGAGGUAUAUAAAGCCACCUACCACUUCAUCUUUGCGCAGAAGAAUUUCUUUACAGACUUAAUUCAAGACUGGUCUAGUGACAGUGCUCCAGAUAUGUUCUCAUUUGUCCCAUACACCUGGAACUUUAAAGUCAUGUUCCAUCAGUUUGAAAUGAUCUGGGCUGCCAAUCAACACAACUGGAUCGACUGUUCCACGAAACAACAGGAAAAUGUGUACCUGGCAGCCUGUGGGGAGACGCUGAACAUUGAUUUCUCCUUGCCUUUUACGGAUUUUGUUCCAGCUACCUGUAAUACCAAGUUUGCUUUAAGAGGAGAAGAUGUUGAUCUCCAUUUGUUUCUGCCAGAUUGCCACCCUAGUAAAUACUCAUUGUUUAUGCUGGUAAAGAAUUGCCACCCAAGUAAAGUGACUCAGGACACAGGCAGUGCUCCUGAGUGUCAGAGUGGCCAGAAGAUAGUGAAACCAAAGUGGCGGAAUGUUACUCAGGAAAAGGCUGGCUGGGUUGAGUGCUGGACUGUCCCCAGCGUCAUACUCAUCAUUGAUUAUACGUGGCAUCCAAUUUAUCCACAGAAAGCAGAUGAACAGCUGAAACAGUCAUUGUCAGAAAUGGAGGAGACCAUGCUCUCUGUACUGAGGCCAUCCCAGAAAAUGUCAGACAGAGGUGUCUCCUCACCCUCUGCUUCUCGCCCACCUGUGGAUCCCUCAGAACUUCCCCCUGAUAAACUUCAUGUAGAACUGGAACUUUCUCCUGACUCCCAGAUAAUUCUCUAUGGACCUCUGUUAAAUGCCUUCUUGUGUAUAAAGGAAAAUUACUUUGGGGAAGAUGACAUGUAUAUGGAUUUUGAAGAGAUUGUUUCAAGUCCUGUUUUGUCACUUUCAACAUCAUCCAGUUCUGGGUGGACUGCUGUUGGGAUGGACAAUGAAAGUUCAGCCAAGUCUGUCCACCCCCUUGCCUUGCGUCCGUGGGACAUCACUGUGCUUGUGAAUUUGUACAGAGUCCAUGGACGUCUUCCUGUUCAUGGAACUGCCGAUGGUCCCGAGUGCCCCUCAGCUUUUCUGGAAAGACUGUGUUUUGAAAUGAAGAAAGGAUUUAGGGAGACCAUGCUGCAGCUCGUCCUGUCACCCCUGAGUGUGUUUGUCAGUGACAACUAUCAGCAGCGCCCUGCCAUGGAUGAAGUGCUCAGGGAAGGUCACAUCAGCCUGUCGGGUCUGCAGCUGCGAGCACACGCCAUGUUCUCUGCGGAAGGCCUUCCUCUGGGAAGUGACUCCUUGGAGUACGCGUGGCUUAUUGACGUGCAGGCCGGAAGCCUGACAGCCAAGGUCACAGCACCACAGCUGGCCUCUCUCUUGGAGUGGGGACAGACCUUUGCUUUCCAUGUGGUAUGUCGGGAGUAUGAGCUGGAAAGACCAAAAUCAGUAGUGAUGUGUCAGCAUGGAAUUGAUCGUCGGUUCUGUGAGUCCAAGCUGGGCUGUAUCCCUGGACCAUGCCCAACUUCAGAUGACUUGAAGUACACGAUGACACGUCUGGCAGUGGACGGGGCUGACGUUUAUGUGGUGGAGCACGGCUGUGCCACCAGCAUCAAGAUGGGAGCGAUCCGGGUUGCAGACUGUAACCUGCACAACCAGUCGGUCGGGGAAGGAAUCAGUGCUGCAGUGCAGGAUGUCCACGUGCGACAGUUCAUCGAGCAGCUGGGCCAGCCCAGAGUCGGCCUUCAGCCUGCCGUCCUGCGGAGGGCCCACUGGCUGGAGGCGGGGUCAGCCAGCUUAGGACUGGUGACGGUGGAUGUUGCCUUAGCUGCUGAUCACCACGCUAAGCAUGAAGCACAGAGACACUUCCUGGAAACUCACGAUGCCCGGACUAGGAGGUUGUGGUUCUUGUGGCCAGAUGAUGCCCUGAAGAACAGGAGGUGUAGAAACAAGUGUGGCUGUCUAGGGGGCUGCAGAUUCUUCGGGGGUACGGCAACUGGGCUUGACUUCUUCCGCCUAGAGGAGCUGACACCCUCCAGCAGCUCUGCCUUCUCCAGCACCAGUGCCGACUCGGACAUGUACUACGGCCAGUCUCUGCUACAGCCUGGGGAGUGGAUCAUCACCAAGGAGCUCCCCGGAACUGUGGAUGGUGACGUGAGUGGCGUGAAGAGGAAGGAGUGGGGGGGCAAGACUGUGGGCCUUGAUGCGGAGAGAAAAGCCCCGCAUCUCAGUCUCCAGGUGCCCCUGCGGCCUCACAGCUCCUCCUCCUCCUCCGAGGAGACCAGCAGCUCCAGCGCCCAGCCACUGCUGGUGGGAGAGAAGGAGAGUCCCUCUUCUGUUGCUGAUGGCCACAUGGACCAAAGGGAAUUCUUGCAUGGCACAAAAAGAGAGGACGCUCCAGCCAGUAUUCCUCCAGAGAUUCCGGGAAACAGCCCCGUGUCUCCUAAUACGCAGGACAAGUCGGCCAGUCAGUCUCCUCUGAGGUCUCCCCUCAAACGACAGGCCUCAGUGUGCUCCACAAGACUGGGAAGUACCAAGAGCCUCACCGCUGCUUUCUAUGGGGACAAGCAGCCUGUGACAGUUGGCGUCCAGUUCAGUGGGGACGUCUCCCGAAGUGACGAGAACGUGCUAGACUCGCCCAAGCAGAGGAGGAGCUUUGGUUCCUUCCCGUAUACACCGUCCGCUGACUCCAACUCCUUUCACCAGUACCGCUCGAUGGAUUCUAGCAUGUCAGUGGCGGACAGUGAAGCCUACUUCUCUGCAGCUGAAGAGUUUGAGCCCAUGAGCAGUGAUGAAGGUCCUGGGACGUAUCCAGGGAGGAAAAGGAAGAAGAAGCAGGCCCAGCAGAUGGACUACAGCAGGGGCUCCAUAUACCACAGUGUGGAAGGGCCUCUCAUUGGCCACGGAGAGAGUGUGCAGGACCCCCGUGUGCCACCCUUCAGGGCGCAUCCCUCCCAGGCCUCCUUUGUUUCUGCUUUGGGUGGGGACGACGAGGUCUUGGAGCAUGUUCACGUCCUGGAAGGAGAGAAGACAGUGGAGGGUGAGCAGGUGGCCUCUCAGCAACCCAUGCUGAGCUGCUACCAGACGUACCUGACUCAGUUCCAGGUGGUGAACUGGGCGGUGAAGCCCCCGGCCCACAAGAGGACCUCCAAGUCCUCACUGCACCGGCCACUGGAUCUGGACACCCCCGCCAGUGAGGAGAGCCCCUCCUCCAUGGGGCAGCUCUCGGUGCCCACCUUCAAGGUUAUCAAGCAGGGACUCACAGCCAACUCCUUACUAGACAGAGGACUGCAUCUUUCAGGAUCCACAUCGAACACACCAUACACACCUCUGGAUAAGAAGGCCAUGGACAACACAGAUGAUGAAACCUUAACAGAGGAGUGGAGCCUGGGCCAGCCUGUGUCUCAGACCAGGACUACGGCCAUCGUGGAAGUCAGAGGAGCCGUGGACGUUGUUCUGACACCCCUGGUGGCUGAGGCUUUAGACAGAUACAUAGAAGCAAUGGUUCACUGUGCCAGUACCCAGCAUCCAGCCACAAUUGUGGAUGAUCUUCAUGCCAAAGUCCUCAGGGAAGCUGUGCAGAGUAGCAAGACUACAUUCUCAGAAAAUCUGUCUUCCAAGCAAGAUGUUAGAGGAGCCAAAACUGAGCACCCCCCCAUAGGAACAACUAACCAAGGACAAGCGCAGACCAGCCUCAUAGCGAAGCAAGAGAAUGUGACUAUCAAAGGUCUUCAGGCUAAUGUUAGCAUACCAAAGGUAAAUUUAUGUCUGCUACAAGCCUCAGUGGAAGAAUCUCCAAGUGCAGCCCCAGGCAGAGGAGUGACUCAUGUCUCCCUCGUAGCCCUGUGUUUUGACAGAAUUGCUACACAAGUUCGAAUGAACAGAGGUGUGGUGGAGGAGACUGCAAACAGUGCAGAGCCUGGGAGAACAUCCAACCUGGACAGGUAUGCCCAUGCCACCAAGAUGCAACCACAGUCCUCCGGCUCACUGAGGUCCAACGCCGGAGCUGAGAAGGGCAAGGAGAUAGCCGCCAAGCUGAACAUCCAUCGUGUUCAUGGGCAGCUCCGUGGCCUUGACACAGCAGACAUUGGCACCUGUGCCAUUACUGCUAUUCCCUUCGAGAAGUCCAAGGUUUUAUUUACUCUUGAGGAAUUGGAUGAGUUUACUUUUGUGGAUGAAACUGACCAGCAGGCUCUUCCAGAGGUGACUCGGAUAGGUCCUAGCCAAGAAAAAUGGGGUUGGAUAAUGUUUGAGUGUGGACUUGAAAACCUAACCAUAAAAGGAGGAAGACAGUCGGGUGCUGUGUUAUAUAAUACUUCUGGAGUCAUGGGGAAAACUAGUGUCACAGACAGGGGUGGUGUGCUGACAUCCAACAAUUCCUCCGACUCCCCGACGGGCAGCGGUUACAACACUGAUGUCUCGGACGACAACCUUCCUUGUGACCGAACGAGCCCUUCUUCAGACUUAAAUGGAAAUUCUGGUUCAGAUGAACAGGAUGAAGGAGUUGAAUCUGAUGACCUAAAAAAAGAUCUGCCUCUCAUGCCCCCACCCCCAGACUCCUGUAGCAUGAAGCUGGCCAUCAAGGAGAUUUGGUUUAGUUUUGCUGCCCCCACCAAUGUGAGGUCUCCUGCCCGUGCAUUUUCUAGGCAGCUAAACCUCCUGAGCACCGCGACUCCGGCUGUCGGCGCCUGGCUUGUCCCCAUUGACCAGCUCAAGUCAUCCCUCAACAAGCUAGAGACAGAAGGGACGCUGCGUCUCUGUGCAGUGAUGGGCUGCAUCAUGACGGAGGCUCUUGAGAAUAAAAGCAUGCAUUUUCCCCUGAGAAGCAAGUACAACAGACUCACAAAAGUUGCCCGUUUUCUUCAAGAAAACCCCUCCUGCUUAUUAUGCAACAUCCUGCACCACUACCUGCACCAGGCCAAUUUCUCCGUCAUCGACGACGCGACCAUGAGCGAUGGACUUCCUGCCCUUGUGACGCUGAAGAAAGGCUUGGUUGCCCUGGCCAGGCAGUGGAUGAAGUUCAUUGUGGUGACCCCAGCCUUCAAAGGAGUCAGCCUACACCGGCCAGCCCAGGCCCUGAAACCACACUCGGCAGUGGAGCAGGAACAGGAAGAUGGGCUGGGGCUGGAUGGUGGGGGCGGACUGCAGAGUGACACCAGUGCAGAUGGAGCAGAGUUUGAGUUUGACGCAGCCACUGUCAGCGAGCACACCAUGCUGCUGGAAGGGACGGCCACCCGCCCGCCCCCUGGCGGCUCUGGGCCUGUGACUGGCGCUGAGAUCAUGCGCAAGCUCUCCAAGACUCACACGCACAGCGACUCUGCUCUCAAGAUCAAGGGCAUUCACCCCUACCACUCCUUAAGUUACACCAGUGGGGACACGGCCACGGACUCCCCAGUGCACAUGGGGCGCUCGGGCAUGGCAGUGAAGGAGAGCCCGCGGAAGGAGAGCCUGCUCAGCUACCUGACGGGCAGCUUCCCCAGCCUGCACAAUCUGCUGGAGGGGACCCCACAGCGCAGCGGCACGGCAGGGAAGAGCAGCUCCCUCAGCAGGACAGGAAACGCAGUGGCUGCUGACAUGCUGUCUGAGCACCCCCUGCUGUCUGAGCCCUCGUCUGUGAGUUUCUACAACUGGAUGUCGAACGCUGUGGGGAAUCGAGGCAGCCUGGCACAGGAAUCUCCAGUGACGAAGUCAGGACACAACAGCCUUCCCGCAGGCAUUGCACCCAAUCUUCCCACAAUACCCUCAGCCUCAGAUUUUAACACCGUCUUGUCCAGUGACCAGAACACUCUGGACGGGACGCAUUCUCAGCACAGCACCAGUCAGGAUGACGUGGCCGGUGUGGAAGAAGCCAACCAGGGGUUUCCGGCUGUCCAGCUCGCAGAUGCCCAGGUGGUGUUCAGACCGCUGCUGAGUCACACCGGCAUUCAGUCACGGGACUCAAUGCCCUUCUGCUACCGGAUGUACUUUGGGGAACACCUGUCGUUUUCGGGGACCCUGGACUGCCUGAGAGCAGACAUUGUGGAUUCAGACACAGCCAAAGAGAGAAAAGGCAAAAGAGCAAGGAGGCAAGGCCACGUGAACCUUCCCCCCCUUGAGUUCAAACCCGCAUUAAUGCUGGAGACCUUCAGCCUCAGUGCAGUUGUGAUGGAGAAGUCAGUGCACACCCCGCAGAACUCAGCCAGUGCUCUGUCCUUCCAUGAUCUCAACAAGCGCUACUACAACACCUUCCACUGCAACUUCACGAUUUCCUGCCAGUCCAUUAGCCAGCAUGUGGAUAUGGCUCUGGUCCGUCUCAUCCACCAGUUCAGUACAAUGAUCGAUGACAUCAAAGCCACACAGACUGACAUUAAGCUCAGCCGAUACACAGCUGGGUCAGCCUCUCCAACACCCACCUUCAAAACCAGGAAGCACAGGGACUUCCGCUCCUCAGACUUCAGCCGCAGCUCCAGAGGAAGUCUUAAUGGAGGCAACAGAGUGAAUAACGCCAAGAGCAAGCGGGCCAACAAUGAGAACAACAGAAAGGAAUCUCGGAACAAAAACUCCUUAGGAAGAUCGGAAAGAAGGACCUCCAAGGUGUCCAGGAAGGGCUCUAAAGACGUGAUGGAUCACAUGGCCAUCCCCAUGGAUGACUCGGACUCCAUCACAGUGUCUGAGCAGAGCGAGCCUUCUGCCGAGUGCUGGCAGAACAUGUACAAGCUGCUCAACUUCUACUCACUCAUCUCGGACCCCACAGGAAUACUGGAGAAGUCCUCAGAAACAUUUGGGCCUGCAGGCGUUCGGAGCCCAACAGAGCCAACCUGCAAAGUUGUGUUUGAGAACGAGCAGGACAGUAACAGUCUGACCAAAACACAGAGGAAACGAAGCUUGGUCACCUCGGAGCCACAGCAUGUGACUCUGAUCGUGUUUGGAAUCGGCAUGGUGAACCGCACGCACCUGGAGGCGGACAUCGGGGGGCUCACGAUGGAGGCAGAGCUCAAGCGGAUCCAUGGCAGCUUCACGCUGAAGGAGAAGAUGAAAGAUGUUUUACAUCAAAAGAUGACUGAAACAUGUGCCACUGCUCAUAUUGGUGGCGUUAACAUUGUGCUGCUUGAAGGCAUCACUCCAAAUAUACAAUUGGAGGACUUUCCCACGUCUCCUACAAGCACAGCCAAACAAGAGUUUCUGACUGUGGUCAAGUGCAGCAUCGCCAAGUCCCAGGCCCUCUACAGUGCCCAGCGAGGACUGAAGACCAACAAUGCAGCCAUCUUCAAAGUGGGGGCCAUCAGCAUCAACAUCCCCCAGCACCCAGCCACCCUGCACAGCAUGAUGGUCCGGAGCUCUCACCAGCUGUCCAAGCAGAUCUCAGACCUCAUCCGGCAGCCUUCGGCAGCUCCACAGCCAGCCAAAGAAGAUAUUGCAACUCCCCUGCCUUCUGAGAAAACCCCAACAAGUGUUAAUCAGACUCCUGUUGAAGCGAACGAGUUCCCACAGCUGCCCGAGGGCUUGGAGAAGAAGCCUGUCGUUCUCAAAUUCAGCACCAUGCUGGAUGGCGUAGCCAUCGGGGCCGCGCUGCUGCCGUCACUGAAAGCAGAGUACAAGAUGGGCAGGAUGCGGAGCCACGGCAUGACCGGUGCACAGACCAGAUUUACUUUUGAGCUGCCAAACCACAGGUUACGUUUUACUUCAAAAGUCUCUGCCACAGACAUGUCCACUAUUCCUCCUUCUGCCAGCCUCAACCUUCCUCCCGUCACGAUGUCAGGGAAGUACAUAAUGGAGGAGCAUGACAGCCACUCUGACCAGGUGUGGAGUAUCGACGAGCUGCCUUCCAAGCAGGGGUACUACUUGCAGGGGAACUACCUGCGCUGCGUGGCUGAGGUCGGAUCCUUUGAACAUAACCUUACAACUGACCUGCUAAACCACUUGGUCUUUGUGCAGAAAGUGUUCAUGAAAGAAGUUAAUGAAGUCAUCCAAAAAGUCUCAGGUGGGGAGCAGCCCAUCCCUCUUUGGAAUGAACAUGAUGGAACAGCAGAUGGAGAGAAGCCUAAAAUUCUACUCUAUUCCUUGAACUUGCAGUUUAAGGGGAUUCAAGUGACAGCCACCACUCCAUCAAUGAGAGCUGUGAGGUUUGAGACUGGAUUGAUUGAACUGGAACUUUCUAAUCGACUUCAAACCAAAGCUUCCCCGGGAAGUAGCAGCUAUCUGAAACUAUUUGGUAAAUGCCAGGUGGAUUUGAAUCUCGCCUUAGGACAAAUUGUGAAGCAUCAGGUCUAUGAGGAAGCUGGUUCUGAUUUCCAUCAAGUUGCUUACUUUAAAACUAGAAUCGGGUUAAGAAAUGCCCUCCGAGAAGAGAUUAGCGGCUCUUCGAAUCGAGAAGCCGUGCUCAUCACGCUGAACAGGCCCAUUGUUUACGCCCAGCCUGUGGCCUUCGACAGAGCUGUGCUGUUCUGGCUGAACUACAAGGCUGCCUAUGACAACUGGAAUGAGCAGCGGAUGGCCUUGCACAAGGACAUUCACAUGGCUACCAAGGAAGUGGUAGACAUGCUGCCGGGCAUCCAGCAGACCUCCGCCCAGGCCUUCGGGACCCUCUUCCUCCAGCUCACAGUGAAUGAUCUGGGCAUCUGCCUGCCCAUCACUAACGCUGCACAGUCCAAUCACACUGGGGACCUGGAUACUGGUUCUGCGCUGGUGCUGACUAUUGAAAGCACGCUCAUCACUGCCUGCUCGUCAGAGUCUCUGGUCAGCAAAGGGCAUUUCAAAAAUUUCUGCAUCCGCUUCGCCGAUGGCUUUGAGACAUCCUGGGAUGACUGGAAGCCAGAGACGCGCGGGGAUCUGGUGAUGAAUGCCUGUGUGGUUCCUGACGGCACCUAUGAAGUGUGUUCCAGAACCACAGGCCAGGCCGCUGCUGAGAGCAGCAGUGCCGGGACCUGGACACUCAACGUGCUGUGGAAAAUGUGUGGGAUUGAUGUGCACAUGGACCCCAACAUUGGCAAGAGACUCAACGCUCUGGGCAACACGCUCACCACACUGACUGGAGAGGAGGACAUGGACGACAUUGCUGACCUCAACUUGGUGAACAUUGCCGACCUGUCGGACGAGGACGAGGUGGACACCAUGUCCCCCACCAUCCACACUAGCUCAGAUGGAAGCUCAGUCAGUGGAGACGGCCACAAGCUCACCUUUGGGCAGCGACUCGUAAACCACCUGCUAGGCCUGACGCCCCUCCACCAACGCCAUUCUCUUCCUGUAGAGUAUCUGUGUGGCCCCGAGGCGGGCCCCCCACUGCAGGCUAGCCAUUCCCACUCGAAGGCAUGCAGAGCCCACUCCUGGGGGAAUGAGGCUGUAGAAUAUCGAAGACAAGGAGCACCCUGUAGCCAGCCAGGAGACCUCAGAGGGAGGAAGGUCCUCAAGCGCAUAGUGGAUAUCCGGGAGCUGAAUGAACAGGCCAAAGUCAUUGACGACCUCAAAAAAUUAGGUGCAAGUGAAGGAACCAUAAACCAGGAAAUCCAGCGUUACCAGCAAUUAGAAUCUGUUGCUGUGAAUGACAUCCGAAGAGAUGUCCGUAAAAAAUUACGGCGGUCCAGCAUGCGGGCUGCUUCCUUGAAGGAUAAGUGGGGCUUGAGUUACAAACCAAGUUACAGCAGAUCAAAAAGCAUCUCCGCUUCGGGAAGGCCACCUCUUAAGCGAAUGGAAAGAGCAAGUUCUCGAGUAGGAGAAACGGAGGAGCUCCCAGAGACCCAUGUGGAAGCAGCCUCGCCGGGCCCCAGAGUCACGUUCACUAUCCAGGACACAUUGAAAAAAACAGUGUGGGGAAGUACAUCUCAGCCCAGCUGUCCCAGGGAAGGGUAUUUUAAGUUUCCAGAAGAGACAGAACUGGACCUCCUGUCGGUGACCACUGAAGGCCCGUCCCAUUACUCAACCCACAGUGAAGGCUCGUGCUCUGUGUUCAGUUCUCCCAGAACUCCAGGUGGCUUCUCAGCAGGCAUCCCUUUCCAGCCUGAUGAAGGCCGGAGGGAUGACAGUUUGUCGUCCACAAGUGAAGAUUCUGAGAAGGAAGAAAAGGAUGAAGACCAUGAAAGGGAGAGGUUCUACAUUUACAGGAAACCCUCGCAUACAUCUCGUAGAAAAGCAACCGGCUUUGCUGCUGUUCACCAGCUGUUCACAGAACGCUGGCCCACGACUCCCGUCAACCGCAGCCUCAGCGGCACAGCUACUGAGAGAAAUAUUGACUUUGAACUAGACAUACGGGUCGAGAUUGACAGUGGAAAGUGUGUGCUCCACCCAACCACCCUUCUGCAAGAACACGAUGACAUAAGCUUGAGAAGGAGCUAUGACAGAAGUUCCAGAAGCUUAGAUCAAGAUUCUCCCUCAAAAAAGAAGAAGUUCCAAAGUAAUUAUGCAUCCACCACCCACCUACUGACCGGCAAGAAAGUGCCGUCGUCCCUGCAGACCAAGUCCGGUGACUUGGAAACCACAGUCUUCUACAUCCCGGGAGUGGAUGUCAAGUUGCACUAUAAUUCCAAGACCCUGAAGACCGAAUCACCUAAUGCCUCCCGAGGGUCAUCCUUGCCGAGAACUCUCUCUAAAGAGUCCAAGCUGUAUGGUAUGAAAGACGGGGCGUCCUCGCCGCCUCCUCUACCUAGCGCUGUGCAGAGCAAGACUAACACCCUACUGCCUCCCCAAGCCCCACCCAUCCCCUCAGCCAAAGGAAAAGGAAGUGGAGGGGUGAAAACAGCCAAGCUGUAUGCCUGGGUGGCCCUACAGUCACUGCCGGAAGAGAUGGUCAUCAGCCCCUGCCUACUCGACUUUCUAGAGAAGGCUCUGGAAACAAUCCCAAUCACACCGAUCGAAAGGAAUUACACAACUGUCAGUUCACAAGAUGAAGACAUGGGCCACUUUGAGCUUCCAGAUCCUAUGGAAGAAUCAGCAACAUCUCUGGUGUCGUCUUCCACAUCGGCGUACUCUUCCUUUCCAGUAGACGUGGUGGUCUAUGUGCGGGUGCAGCCCUCGCAGAUCAAGUUCAGCUGUUUGCCAGUGUCUAGAGUGGAAUGCAUGCUCAAGUUGCCCUCCCUGGAUUUGGUGUUUUCCUCAAACCGUGGAGAGCUGGAGACUUUGGGGACAGGGUACCCUGCAGAGACUCUGUCCCCUGGAGGGUGUGCUGCACAGAGUGGAUCCAAGGCCUCUGCAGGCAAGGGCGGGACCCCAGGCUCCUCGGGCCUGGGCAGCCCCCUGGGUCGCAGUCGGCAUAGCAGCAGCCAGUCGGACCUGACAAGCCCCAGCAGCAGCUCCUCGGGCCUCAGCUUCACCGCCUGCAUGUCUGACUUCUCUCUCUACGUCUUCCACCCGUACGGGGCCGGAAAACAGAAAAGCACCGUUUCUGGUCUCACAUCUGGAUCGGGGGGGCUGGGGAAUGUGGAUGAAGAGCCUACUUCAGUCACUGGUCGAAAAGACUCACUCAGUAUAAACCUUGAGUUUGUGAAAGUGAGUCUGUCCCGGAUAAGGCGUUCAGGAGGUGCCUCGUUUUUCGAAAGUCCAUCUAUGAGCAAGUCUCCAAGCAAAAUGGACACCACACUGAUCAACAUCUCUGCUGUUUGUGAUAUUGGCUCUGCCUCCUUCAAGUAUGACAUGCGGCGACUCAGUGAGAUUCUGGCAUUUCCCAGAGCCUGGUACAGGAGGAGCAUCGCAAGACGCCUGUUUCUCGGAGACCAAACAAUCAAUCUGCCAACAUCUGGCCCAGGAACACCCGAUUCCAUUGAAGGGGUCAGCCAGCACCUUUCCCCCGAGUCGUCCAGAAAGGCUUACUGCAGGACCUGGGAGCAGCCCAGCCUGUCGGCCUCCUUCACACACACGCCUCAGUCACCGAACGUGUUCAGCGAGCACGUGACCAGCAGCACCAUGUCCCCAGGGACAGCGGCACAGAGCCUCAAGUCCCCAGCAUCUGUGAGAUCAAGGAGUGUAUCUGACUCCUCAGUGCCCCGGAGAGAUUCACUUUCAAAAACAUCAACUCCUUUUAACAAGUCAAACAAGGCAGCAAGCCAACAGGGGGCCCCAUGGGAGACACUUGUCGUGUUUGCAAUCAACUUGAAGCAAUUAAACGUCCAGAUGAAUAUGAGUAAUGUCAUGGGAAAUACAACCUGGACGACCAGCGGUCUGAAGAGCCAGGGCCGCCUGUCUGUGGGGAGUAAUCGGGACCGAGAGAUCAGCAUGUCCGUGGGCCUGGGGAGGUCGCAGCUGGACUCCAAGGGUGGGGUCGUUGGCGGGACCAUCGAUGUCAAUGCUCUGGAGAUGGUUGCUCAUAUUUCUGAGCAUCCUAAUCAGCAGCCCAGCCACAAAAUCCAGAUCACGAUGGGCUCCACAGAAGCUCGUGUUGACUACAUGGGCUCGAGCAUCCUCAUGGGCAUCUUCAGCAACGCCGACCUCAAGCUCCAGGAUGAAUGGAAAGUCAGCCUGUACAACACUCUGGGUUCCAGCAUAACUGAUAAAAGUGAGAUAUUUGUCCAUGGAGAUCUGAAGUGGGAUAUUUUCCAAGUGAUGAUUUCAAGAUCAACCACACCGGACCUGAUAAAAAUAGGCAUGAAACUCCAGGAAUUCUUCACACAGCAGUUUGAUACCAGUAAACGAGCUCUGUCUACCUGGGGACCAGUUCCUUACCUGCCGCCCAAGACAGUGGCCAGCAACCUGGAGAGAAGCUCACAGGAACAGUUGCUGGAUGCCGCUCACCACCGACACUGGCCUGGCGUGCUGAAGGUGGUGUCUGGAUGCCACAUCUCCUUGUUCCAGACUCCACUCCCUGAAGACGGGAUGCAGUUUGGAGGCUCAAUGAGCUUACAUGGAAACCACAUGACACUGGCUUGUUUCCAUGGCCCCAAUUUCCGUUCCAAAUCCUGGGCCCUUUUUCAUCUAGAAGAACCAAAUAUUGCCUUUUGGACUGAAGCUCAGAAAAUCUGGGAAGAUGGGCCGGUUUCUCUAGCAGGGAGGGGACAUCACAGCACCCAAGAUUCCCUUAGAUGUAGGCCACAUGGCAACGCAGGCACCUUCCCAGGCUCUAGUGACCACUCCACAUACGUUGUGCAAACGCUGGAUUUCCACCUGGGCCACAACACCAUGGUCACCAAGCCCUGUGGCGCUCUGGAAAGCCCGAUGGCAACCAUAACCAAGAUCACGCGCCGGCGCCACGAGAACCCGCCACACGGCGUGGCGAGUGUGAAGGAGUGGUUCAACUACGUCACGGCCACAAGGAACGAAGAGCUUAACCUACUUCGCAACGUGGAUGCCAACAACACUGAGAACAGCACGACUGUAAAGAAUUCCAGCCUGCUGAGUGGAUUCAGAGGAGGUUCCAGCUAUAACCAUGAGACAGAGACGAUUUUUGCAUUACCCAGGAUGCAGCUGGACUUCAAGUCCAUUCAUGUUCAAGAGCCACAGGAGCCUUCACUCCAAGCACCUACAGAUGCAGACCUGAAGCCUAAGGUGGAGUGCAGCGUGGUGACCGAGUUCACUGACCACAUUUGUGUGACCAUGGACGCUGAGCUCAUCAUGUUUCUCCAUGACCUGGUGUCUGCGUACCUGAAAGAGAAGGAAAAAGCCAUUUUUCCACCUCGGAUUUUAUCUACUAGACCAGGACAGAAAAGUCCAGUUAUUAUACACGAUGACAAUUCCUCUGAGAAGCAGAAAGAGGAUGGCAUCACUUACACGACUGUGGACUGGAGAGACUUCAUGUGUAACACAUGGCAUCUGGAGCCCACCCUCAGAUUAAUUUCUUGGACUGGAAGGAAGAUUGACCCAGUGGGUGUUGACUAUAUUCUUCAAAAGCUGGGCUUCCAUCAUGCCAGGACUACCAUCCCCAAGUGGCUCCAGAGGGGGGUUAUGGACCCACUGGACAAGGUUCUAUCAGUUCUUAUCAAGAAGCUCGGCACUGCACUACAGGACGAAAAGGAGAAGAAAGGAAAAGACAGGGAAGAACACUAACGCUCUUGUCUGUGGCAGGUGAUGACUAUGCCCCUUAAGUUUCAUUAUACUGGAGGGUUUUUUUGUUUUGUUUUGUUUUGUUAUUUUUGUACAGUAAAAUUAUUUUUUAAAUUUAACUUUGUGGCCAUUAAAAAACAUUUGUAAGAUAGCUUAUUUAUUCUCAUUCCACCAUUGUGUAUACAGUAACAAUGUUGCAUGACAGUUCUGUGAAAAUGAGACUGAAAUAUUGAAAUGGGCUUCAGGAGGACUAAGUAGCUAUAUGUGCAGCAUGAUGACUGCAUCUUUAAGCUUUCAGAAUAACUGUGAAUUUCCUGUUGUUGGCCAUAACUUUUAGAACAAAUCCUGUUGAUAAUGUGAUUUUUUUUUUGGUUCUUAGUUAUUUUUAAUGUAGACUAUACAAAUACUUGUCUGUAUAUAGCUUAAUUGUGGUAUGAUUAAAUAUCACGAAAAUACUGUAACUUACUGUAAUAAAGUCACAAUAAUUGGUUUUA
Molecule: messenger RNA, 16087 nt
Organism: Erinaceus europaeus (western European hedgehog)
Lineage: Eukaryota; Metazoa; Chordata; Mammalia; Eulipotyphla; Erinaceidae
Gene: BLTP1
Product: bridge-like lipid transfer protein family member 1
Exons: 89
Coding region: 234-15596 (5120 amino acids)
Biological process (GO): synaptic vesicle endocytosis
Source: RefSeq, a predicted model, not a curated record